AUGGUGUUUCAGAGCCUCGUGGCUAUGGUGCGGGGAGGGGGCCGCCGCGUGCCGACAACGGGGUACAGGGUGCUCAAUUCGAAGCGGGGAGGUCGCUCGCUCGUCAAGGGCCGCGGAACUCGCCCGACAGGCUACGUGGACAAGUGGGCGAACUUCCGCUCGUUGGAGCGCAAGCAGCCGGACAUCAUCGUGCCGGACCUCGCGGGCUUCCCUCUCAAGCCCUACGUGGCCUACGCGGUGGACCGCACGGAGCUGACCGAGGCCGGCGUGCCGAAGGAGUCGAUAUUCGACAAGCUGAAGAAGAAGCUCACGUGA
Pedinophyceae sp. YPF-701 is the source of this 315-nucleotide messenger RNA. The record is from the annotation of a GenBank genome assembly. NCBI's taxonomy places the organism in Eukaryota, Viridiplantae, Chlorophyta, Pedinophyceae.